UACACUGUGCUAUUGCCUUUUGAAAGCUCACACCAGGCCUGAAAAAGCUUCUCGGUUUUUUUGCUCUUUCUCUCUUCUUCGUAGAGCACUCCAGCUGAGUAGGAACCAGAGCAAAGACAACACCAAGAUGCCAUCUAACAAUACCGCUGCCACUACCACCCCACUCCACACUCCUCCGUCCUCACCUAAGCUCGCGCCCCCAUCCCAAUCGCAUAUUCAUUUCGGCGCCACUCCUCACCGUAGUCCUGUCCCGCGCUUUCCUUCCUCCUACUCCCACUCGAGUGAAUCCUAUUCCCCCAAGCAGCCUCAAGCACUGGGCACCCAAGUCACUCGACAGAACUCACCUUCGUCUUCAAGAAAACCAGCUCAGAACUUUGUGGACAUGCUGACACAAGAUCAAUUGAAAUCCAUGUCUGAUCUGGACAAAGAAGAGGAAGCGAAGCUAGCAAAGACACAUUGUGAGAGAUUGAGGAAAAUGGGUUUGGGAAUAUCUAGAUUCGUUGGUCGACUGAAGAGUGGUACUAGUGUUGAGAAGGGCGGGAAAUCGAAGUAGGGGACUAGGGAGCGCAUUGGGCAGGGCUAAGUGGGUUGAGAUCACAACUUUGUUAGUGCGUUGAUUGCGUUGACAUGCGUAGGCGUACCAUCCUGGAAAUUGAGCGUUCCAUGUAAG
Molecule: messenger RNA, 670 nt
Organism: Alternaria alternata
Lineage: Eukaryota; Fungi; Ascomycota; Dothideomycetes; Pleosporales; Pleosporaceae
Exons: 1
Coding region: 128-553 (141 amino acids)
Source: RefSeq, a predicted model, not a curated record